AUGGCGUCUGCACAGCCAGUUCCGUCCUCGACGAGGCGGAAUCGCGAUGCUUCUCAUACUGAGGUUCCGAUAGGGCGUUACAUACGGAUGGAUCAGAUCGGCCGAGGUAGCUUCGCAACCGUCUAUCAAGGAGUGCAUGCGAAACAUAAGUCCUACGUCGCUAUCAAAUCGGUCAAUUUAUCGAAACUCAAUAAGAAACUAAAGGAGAAUCUAUGGUCGGAAAUCGAUAUUUUAAAGGGUCUUCAUCACCCGCAUAUCGUCGCUUUGAUCGACUGCCAUGAGUCCACAUCUCACAUCCACUUGGUGAUGGAGUAUUGUGCAUUAGGAGACCUUUCUCUUUUCAUCAAGAGGCGCGACACACUUCGGGACCACCGAUACACUCGAGACAUGAUCGCCAAGUACCCAAACCCGCGGGUUGGGGCCCUCAAUGAAGUCGUAGUCCGCCAUUUCCUAAAACAACUUUCCAGCGCACUGAAAUUCCUCCGCGACCGCAACUUGAUACAUCGGGACAUCAAGCCCCAAAACCUUUUACUCUGUCCUUCGCCUUCAUCAUAUCGCAAUGCCGCCGCCGCUCAGGUAGUACCCUUCAAAGGAAGCGACGACUCUUUUACUCCACUAGCUGGUUUGGAAACCCUUCCAAUGCUCAAGAUAGCCGAUUUCGGGUUCGCCAGAUCCUUGCCAUCGACCUCUCUGGCCGAAACCCUUUGUGGCUCUCCACUCUACAUGGCCCCAGAAAUUCUGAGAUAUGAGAAAUACGAUGCCAAAGCUGAUUUGUGGUCUGUCGGCACGGUCCUGUAUGAGAUGGUCGUUGGUAAACCUCCGUUCAUGGCAUCUAAUCAUGUUGAGCUGCUCCGCCGAAUAGAACGACACAAGGACAAGAUUCGAUUUCCCGACGAGCUGGAGAUAUCGGCCGAUAUCAAAGCACUCAUUCGGGGACUGCUCAAGAUGAAUCCAGUGGAGCGGAUGAACUUUCCCGAAUUCUUCGAUCACGUUGUCAUUCAAGAAACUAUCCCUGGUCUUGUAGGAAACGACCUUGUUCCGGCCCAACGAACUUUCAAUACGCAACAACUGGAGCCGGCUCUAUCCAGCGAAAAUAGAUCUUCCGAUAUACACGACCCUCAAUUGCAGCUAGAAGAUAUUAGGGAACCUCAAAUCCCGAUGCCGACCUCUCGACCAACGGGUAGUCCGAGGAUCGAUCUAGGCACCUCGCCACGAUCAGAACCAAUGCAGCGAACGGCUAGCGGAGAAAAAUUGCCACGGAUUAGCGAUGCACAACGUGCCGCAGGUAUCGGUAGGAGGCCAGGUCCAAUCUCGCACGUAACCGCACCAGGUCGACAAGAAUUGGUGGAUAAAUAUCCAGGAGCGCUCGAGCGACGGCCUAGUCGCAACUCACCUUAUCAAUCUCCCGUAAUAAAACAAGAAGAGGACCCGACGAUAAAGGACGAGCGCGAGCGGGCUGCUCAGGACAUAGCUUUUGAGCGUGACUAUGUUUUGGUGGAAAAGCGUGCAGUGGAAGUCAAUGCCUUCGCUGAUGAGUUGGCUAAUAGCCCACGAAUAGCGCAGCCGGGUUCUCGUCUUUCUGGGGGUAUUGUGCGACGAGCAACCGUGCAAAACGUUCAUUCUUCAAAUAAUCCCCCAGCCUCUCCGAAAGCUAUACAAUUUACUGGGCGGGCCCGAGCGGACUCACACACGCGGCAAGGCUCGUACGAACGGCGAUAUGGCCAGAGCCCGUCAUCUGCCACAUCAGCGAUAUCUAAGGCACUAAACAUGGCCAGUGGGCGUCUCUUUGGAGUCAGCUUCUCGCCGCCUAUUGGGUUGAGCAAGGGAGGACGUUCUCCGCCACUAACUUACAAUCCGUAUCCGACAUAUCCGGCGGCACAGUACAGUCUUUUGAUGGGUGCCGAAGGAGUGAAGACGAACACCGCAUUGGACGAAGAUACGAAAACGGUUCAAUAUAUCGAGGACUGCGCUACCCGCAGUGAUGUUGUUUACGGGUUUGCUGAGGUCAAGUAUAAGCAGCUUAUUCCCCUUGCUCCCUCUGUGCAGACAGAUUUGGACAAGGGCGGUGAGCAAGUCUUUUCGGACUCUGAUGAUGGCGAGUUGACGCCUGAUGCCAUUGUCACAUUAUCUGAAGAAGCUUUGGUUCUGUACGUGAAGGCUUUGGCACUUCUCGCCAAGUCCAUGGAUAUCGCAGGAGGUUGGUGGGCUCGCAAAAACCGCGGCGAAGUCUUUGGCGAGUCGGCUCAAGGUGCUACUACGACUAGUGCUCUUGUUGGAACACGAAUCAAUAACGUCGUUCAAUGGGUACGCAACCGGUUCAACGAGGUGUUGGAAAAGGCGGAAUUCGUUCGGUUAAAACUCAUUGAGGGCCAGAAGCGCCUGCCAUCGGAUCAUCCGAGCCAUCCAAGCAAUCACUCUCUGGAGUCGAAUUCCGCAGGUACCCUAGGCACCUCUACCGAUCACGUUGUGGUUAGUUCGGGCGUCACUGCGGAGAAGCUGAUGUACGACCGUGCUCUUGAGAUGAGUCGAGCGGCGGCCAUCAAUGAACUCACCGGAGAAGACUUGCCAGGAUGUGAAAUCGCAUACAUCACGGCUAUCCGCAUGCUUGAGGCCGUCCUUGAGAGCGAUGAGUUAUCACAGUCUAAUAAGGGCGUUGAUCCAGACAAAAUAUCCCUCGACGGAGUCCAGGUCGAGGACCGCAAAGUAGUCAGCAAGCUCGUGUCAAGCAUUCGUUCUCGCCUGGCCUCUCUUCGCAAAAAGAUUGCUGUCGUGGCCAAGCACUCGUCGACGCCUAUGGGCACGUCGCCUGGCAAAGUUGCAGCGGCAAAGGUGCGACCGGCUUCUCCUGCGAUUGCAGGAAUAAGUCCACCUCGGUGA
Messenger RNA from Talaromyces amestolkiae, 2877 nucleotides. RefSeq lists its product as uncharacterized. The transcript has 3 exons. Gene Ontology annotation, biological process: peptidyl-serine phosphorylation; autophagy; protein autophosphorylation. Lineage: Eukaryota; Fungi; Ascomycota; Eurotiomycetes; Eurotiales; Trichocomaceae. The record is from RefSeq and is a predicted model, not a curated record. Gene Ontology annotation, molecular function: ATP binding; protein serine/threonine kinase activity. Bases 1 to 2877 code for a protein of 958 amino acids. Gene Ontology annotation, cellular component: cytoplasm; autophagosome.